Molecule: messenger RNA, 1655 nt
Organism: Oncorhynchus kisutch (coho salmon)
Lineage: Eukaryota; Metazoa; Chordata; Actinopteri; Salmoniformes; Salmonidae
Product: protein BUD31 homolog
Exons: 5
Coding region: 671-1102 (143 amino acids)
Biological process (GO): mRNA splicing, via spliceosome
Cellular component (GO): spliceosomal complex; nucleus
Source: RefSeq, a predicted model, not a curated record
UGUCAUUUCAUGAUGGCUGCUGUGAAUAAUGCUAGUUAGCAUGAGGACGAAAAGUGACGUUUUUCGGGGGGGGGGGAAUAAGCGGUAUUUCAAUCUUCUCGGUGGAGCAGUGAGGAUGAAGGUAACAUUUGGAGUGCAGUGGCAUAUCCCAUCCCUGUAUCGAGGUACGUUUUUCAACCCGUAUCCCAUCCCAGUUUCGAGGUACGUUUUUCAACCCGUAUCUCACGCUGGCGCCACAUAAAAUAUCAAUAGGCUGGACUCUCUUACCAUUUAAAGCCUUUUAAUGUUAUUUUACUAUUUGACCCACAAUCCAGCCAGUCCUUCAUCACUCAGGAGAAAAGCUCCCACCCACACACUGGGUGUACCUAGCUAACAUAUCUGUUAACUAGCCUAGUUCCAGGGUGCGCAUGAUUUACAUCCUGGGGUAGCCCGUUUCACCCAGGAAGGGAUCUUUUUUUUUAUUGUCAGGGUUUAGAUCUUUAGUGAGUGUAUGUCAGAGAACACAUGGUGAAAUGGGCCCAGACAACAGCACAAAGGGCGAGAAGGUCGAGACACUAAUACAUCAUGCAAAGCAGAAACAACUGACAGUAAGAGAGUCCAUGAUUGAGUCUUUGAAUGAAGAGAUGGAGAUAAAACUGUCCAGUUUGAGUGUUCAAAUGUCCAUUAUCAGAUGUCUAGGAUGGAGAAGAGAAGGGGAUGGAAGAGGAGGCCACAAGAGGGGCGGGACCCAGGGUUCCAGAGCAUCAAAUUCCUGAUGCAUUCCGAGACGGAGCCUCACGAGGGAAAGCGGAAGGUGGAGUCCCUGUGGCCGAUAUUCAGACUGCAUCAUCAGAGGAGCAGAUAUAUCUUCGACUUGUUCUACAAGAGAAAGGCCAUCAGCAGAGAACUGUAUGACUACUGUAUAAAGGAGAGUUAUGCUGAUAAGAACCUGAUCGCUAAGUGGAAGAAGCAGGGAUACGAGAACCUGUGCUGCCUUCGCUGCAUCCAGACACGAGACACCAACUUUGGAACCAACUGCAUCUGUCGAGUUCCCAAGAGCAAACUGGAGGUGGGGAGGAUUAUAGAGUGCACCCACUGUGGCUGCCGAGGCUGCUCGGGCUGAAUCGUCAGGAUCAUCGCCUGGCUGUUCUACUCUGGCUCGUCUAGUCAGGUCUGGAUCGCCUGGCUGUUUUGCUGUGGGGAUCGUCUGGCCUGGCUGUUCUGUUCUGGAUCGUCAGUUAUUUUCUACGGGACAUCAGGGCUCAUCUACUCCACCUGUGUGCUUCAUUACCCUGGAGUGUCUAAUCUCAAAUACACCCCUAGUUUCUACCCCCCUACUCUCUAGCCCACUACUCUCUAGCCCACUACUCUCUAGCCCACUACUCUCUAUUCCCUAGUCUCUACCCCCAAGUCUCUACCCCCAAGUCUCUACCCCCUACUCUCUACGCCCUACUCUCUGCCCCCUACUCCCUACUCUCUAGCCCCUACUCUCUACCUCUCUACUCCCCGUAUAGGGGUGUCUUUGUGAUUGGGCAAGGUUAUUGUUACCAUUCCAGCUGUGUAGUACACACGGUGGUCAUUCUUAAGUGCUAUUGUACCUCAUUUCCAAUGAAGAGGGCUGUGGGAGAGGGAAGGGUGGGAUGGGAGCCUUUUUCUGCUGUUGAACAUGUCAUUGC